Messenger RNA from Prorocentrum cordatum, 2505 nucleotides. The record is from the annotation of a GenBank genome assembly. Lineage: Eukaryota; Dinophyceae; Prorocentrales; Prorocentraceae.
AUGCGGGCUCAAUUCUUCGUCGCAGCACGUCUGCUUGGAGCAAGUAGUGGUCCUCAAGUUGGGGGCUGCACGCGACGGCCGCUGCAAGUGGAACGAACUUAUCCAGUAUGGGCGAAUAAGUUCCCCAUAGACCAUGCGCAGCCAAAGUUGGGCACGUGGCUUGAUAGCAAGCGGGCGAAAGGCUUGGGCGCGGGUUGCAAAAUCUGCCGGGCUGCUGGCUUCACCACGAGCCCUUUCGGUGCGUACGAAGUUAGACCAAACGGCGCCAUACAAGUUUGCAGUUUACAGAAGCACGCUCAGUGUGCCGAGCACAAGGCUGCCGUGGCAGCGUUCCUAGCUGGAAACCUUGAUGUUGCGGCGUAUUCAGUGAUGCGCCCGAAGUGGGACGAAUUCAAACAGGUUGCCGAUGACAUCGUUGCAGGCGGAAGUUUGGGCCAUGGGACUAUUGCGCGUCGGAGAAUCCUGCGGUGCUUGAAGGAGGCCUUGUGCGCUGAUGACAGAGAGGCUUUAAAGCCAGCUAGAGCGAUAUCUUUGUUUCGGGAUGAGCGAAAAGGUCGGCUGGCUGUGAGAUACCGAGCUGUAAAUCAGAAUUUGGAUGAGUUCAGUGGCACUUUGGGCCAGGAGAGAGACUUCGGAACUGGUGCCACCAAGAUUAUGGAAUCUACCUUCAGAAUCAUAGAGCGAAUGUGCACUAAGUUCAGUGACUCGCCGAGACUCUGUCGUGCAACCCCCGCGUCGAUGCCGAGCUUGAUGGCCCAUGUUCGGGAGAGUGUCAUGUGCAUCACCGUCGACUCAGCUGGAGAUGAACUUCUCGCGAGUGAAAUGAUGUGCAACCAAUCACUUGCUCAGACGGAAAGGGCGCUCACGCCAAACCUUAAGUUCGUGCUGCGCGACUCAGCGCACGCCUCCCGGCGCAUCAUUUCGCGACCCUGGAACGCAGACCCAUACUUGAGAGAUGUAGCGAUGAUGAUGGCGCAAGGCCGCAGUUCGGUCGCCAAGCUCGUGCAGAACAGCACCGAGACAUCGCGUGUGUUCGCUGGGUAUGUCAAGUCUUCACAGAGCUCCGUGGUUACAUCCGCGAUAAGGAACAUGCAAGCCGCAUCGCAUCGUUUUGAAUAUUGGCAAAAACCUCUUGGCCGCACUGCUCUCUUCAUGCAUGCGAGCAUCGAGACAGCGAUGUACGUGGCCAACCGCCCGGCCAAGGAUGAGAACACCGACAAGGCCAAAGCGUGGCUUGCAUGGGUGGACAGCGAACGAUGUUUAAUGCUUGCGAUGAUGGCAGACGUGGCUGACGAAGGGAUGUGCUUGACGAGACUGCUUGAUAAUGAAGACGUUGGCACCGCCUGUCUCAAUUCAGAAGUGCUCCUGUUCAUCAGAAAGGUCGAGGCAAUGUUUGGUGAGAGCGAGCGGUGCUUAACUAUUUUCGGUUACACUUCGGUCAUGAUGAACCUCCUCAACGAGUACGUGGUUUGGCACGUCAACGACGACUCUCGGAGCAUAGGUUUCGAGCGCGGUGUCCCUGGCGACAUUGUCAACAGGUGCAUGGAGAGGAUGAGGUCUUACGUGGUCCUGGCGCGCGCAGCACUGGCAGCUGAGUUUCCAAGUUUCGAGAUGAGCCAGGCCGCGGACAUCAAUCCAACUAGGCUGCAGGUUCAGUGGGAACAUGGGUUCCCGAGGGCUCGCCAACAACAGCAGAGAGGUUUGUCGAAUAAGGAAGCUUGGAGAUAUGUGAUACAGAAACUAGGGCAGCAGAGACUAGCGCUGCGGCACGACAUCGACGAUCUGAGAUCAGCUUUGGUUGCAUAUGUGGCCUUUGGAAUGAGCACGUCGGGGGUGGAGCAGAAGUUUAGCCUGGCUGCGCUCAAGUUUAACUGUCGCCAACUCUCCUCAGACGCGCGCAGCGAGGACAUGUUUCUCAAGAUCGCUCUGGACUUGCCCAAUCGUGACCUCAACAAAGUCAUUGACAGUGCCCGGCGGAUUUGGCUUGAGACCUGUGGGCGUCCUGUAGUGAGGAAGUUUCCGCGCGUCGACAAAGGGGUUAAGAGACCACGAACAGUGAUGAAGGAAGGCGAAGCCGAAUUCAUUCGUCAGCGCCGCAAGGCUGCGAGGCUCGCUGUUUCGGAUACAGUGGCUGGCGAUUCGACCAGGGAGGUCGGACCAGGCUCGAACUGGGGUGCCACGCACCAGAAGGAGCUCGACUUCUUGAAGAACAAGCAUAAUACCAAACGGUGCAUUGCAUACUCGGAGAACGUCCUCCUACCACAGGAAGUGACGCAUGCUGUUUGCGAAGACGCAGCCGCCAAACACAAGAAGCAACUUGCUGAUCAAUUGGCCAGGUCGCGUAAGACCGAGCGCGCGCGAUUGGCCGCGCUGGGCGCGCCAACGGCCAAGCUCCUAGAAGCUAUCAGGGGGAAGCCUGUUUUCGUGGAUAUACCUUGCAGGUCGCCAGGUGGCGGCCGCACUCAUCGCGCAUCGCCUGAAAUCAGUGCGGAUGCACGAGGCUGA